Penicillium oxalicum is the source of this 264-nucleotide messenger RNA. RefSeq lists its product as uncharacterized. The record is from RefSeq and is a predicted model, not a curated record. Lineage: Eukaryota; Fungi; Ascomycota; Eurotiomycetes; Eurotiales; Aspergillaceae. The transcript has a single exon. The coding region runs from base 1 to 264 and encodes 87 amino acids.
AUGUGGAAGACUAGGAACUGGCUAGAUCGCAACUAUGGAUCAAUUGCGCCGGUUGUCGGCGAGCGAGUUGUUCGAUGUGACAGUCGCACUGACGAGGAAAAUCAACGGCCCUUGACGUCCCUUUCUGCAGCAGAAGAAGCGGAUAAAUCAAAGGCCAGAUUUGUACUUGUCCUGAUCUUCUCAGCCGUGUGCUUUGCGCUCACGGGCACUUUUGUUCUAGCCCUGGUGAUGACAGAGUUGUCGAAAGUGGCGAAAGAAUCAUGA